Messenger RNA from Monomorium pharaonis (pharaoh ant), 1102 nucleotides. Its product is annotated as haloacid dehalogenase-like hydrolase domain-containing protein 2. Gene Ontology annotation, molecular function: phosphatase activity. The record is from RefSeq and is a predicted model, not a curated record. The coding region runs from base 140 to 904 and encodes 254 amino acids. Lineage: Eukaryota; Metazoa; Arthropoda; Insecta; Hymenoptera; Formicidae. Gene Ontology annotation, biological process: dephosphorylation. The transcript is spliced from 4 exons.
UGUUCAUCUGGGUCGUUGGAAUAAAUCUGUCUGUACACAUUAUGCCAUUCCACCCUUGGGAUCAACAAAAUGAUUACUCGUCGUCAUUCACUCUUUCUGUCGAAAUAUCACUUGUCAACCGAUACUUACGGAGAUAACCAUGGCACCUGCUUUACACCGUCCUGUCUUUUGGACAGCGACAUGCUUCACGUUUCACACCACGUGCUUCUUUUACACCACGUGCACCAGACUACGAAAUGCAAACUUGUCGAUUAAAUUCGUCACCAAUACCACCAAAGAGUCAAGUAACUACUUAUACGAACGUCUGAUAAAACUUGGGUUUGAUUUACAAAAGGAGGAGAUUUUCAGUUCUUUGGCAGCUGCAAGAAAAUUGAUUGUCUCUCGGCGAUUGAAGCCAAUGCUAUUAAUCGAUCCAGCGGCGAUGGAGGAUUUCCAAGAUUUGGUCACAGAUGAUACACCUGAUGCAGUAGUGAUUGGUUUAGCACCGAGCAAAUUUAACUACGACGAACUGAACAAGGCAUUCAGAUUGCUUUUGAAUGGUGCUUCCCUUAUAGCCAUUCAUGAAGGACGGUAUUACAAACGCCCCGAUGGUCUAGCUCUGGGUCCUGGAGCAUUUAUUAAAGGCCUGGAAUACUCUAGCAGUGUAAAAGCGGAGGUUGUUGGUAAACCGACAAUAGGAUUUUUCAAAGCGGCUUUAGAGGAAAUAGAUCCGGCGCAGGCUGUGAUGAUUGGAGAUGACGUAAGAGAUGAUGUAGCUGGUGCGCAAGCAGCUGGGAUCAAAGGUAUCCUGGUACAAACUGGUAAAUAUAGAACAGGAGAUGAAAACUCGAUUACUCCAGGACCAGCAAAGGUGUGUGCUUCUUUCGCGGAAGCUGUCGAGAGUAUUCUCAGUGAGAUCAUUUAAAUAUUUGCGAUUCGGCGAAAUCAUGAAACAUGUAAGUGGCAAUAGAAUUCUUUAUUCAAAUAAUUGCUGCACGAUGCAAUCUCUUUUCUACAUUAAAUUAUAUUCUAUAUAAAUACUGAUUAUUUUAUAUAAUGUACAUAGUCUGGAAUGAUGCCAUAUUGUUGUAAAAUAGAUACAAUAAAUACAAAUAGACAUUAA